AUGGCUUAUAGCCUUACAAAGUGAGUAUCUGUUCGAAGAUAUUCUCGGGGUGAGCCAGAGUCGAACCCAUGACCUGGGACGACAGAGGAUAAACCCUUAACCACUGGGCUAUCCGAUCGUGCUCGUCGUUAUAAACAUUUAGGUGGCCGGCAAUAAAAGAAACAAAAUACAAAUAUUAUCUAGUGUAUAAAAAAAGAUAAAAAAGCUAAAGAAAAAUAUGGGCGAUCUCUACGCUUUGGAUUUUGAUGGAGUUAUAUGUGAUAGUUGUGGAGAGAGCUCUGUCUCUGCUGUCAAGGCUGCCAAAGUGAGGUGGCCUAGUUUGUUCGAAAAUGUGAGUUCAUCUUUGGAGGCUUGGAUUGUUGAUCAGAUGCACAUUGUGCGUCCUGUGGUAGAAACAGGGUAUGAAAAUUUGUUGCUUGUGAGGUUGUUGGUGGAAAUCCAGAUUCCUUCUCUUCGCAAAUCCUCGGUUGCAGAGGGACUCACUGUUGAGGGAAUACUAGAGAGCUGGUCAAAACUUAAACCAGUCAUCAUGGAGGAAUGGGGAGAGGAUAAGGAUACUCUUGUUGAUCUAUUUGGAAAAGUCCGGGAUGAAUGGAUGGACAAUGACUUGACUACUUGGAUAGGUGCUAAUAGAUUUUAUCCAGGUGUAUCCGAUGCCUUGAAGUUUGCAAGCUCAAAAGUCUAUAUAGUUACCACGAAACAGAGUCGCUUUGCUGAUGCAUUACUGCGAGAGAUUGGAGGAAUAACCAUUCCCCCUGAAAGAAUAUAUGGUCUUGGAAGUGGUCCCAAAGUUGAAGUGUUGAAAAAGCUGCAGAAGAUCCCAGAGUAUCAGGGCCUGACCCUACACUUUGUGGAAGAUCGCAUUGCAACUUUGAAAAAUGUCAUCAAGGAGCCUGAGUUGGAUGGAUGGAACUUGUAUCUAGGAGACUGGGGUUACAACACCCAAAAAGAAAGAGACGAAGCUGCAAGCAUAUCUAGAAUUCACCUUCUCCAGCUGUCUGAUUUUAGCAAGAAGCUCAAAUGAUCAUCUUAUCGCUGUAACAUUUUUUAUAAAUAUAUACUCAUUAACCAAUUUAAUUUACGAUUCUUGCAUUUCUUAAUAACAAUGUCAUAAAAAUAAAGUUCAGUUAAAUACCACACAAAUUUCUUCCUUA
Messenger RNA from Daucus carota subsp. sativus, 1154 nucleotides. RefSeq lists its product as uncharacterized. The record is from RefSeq and is a predicted model, not a curated record. Gene Ontology annotation, biological process: SNARE complex assembly. Gene Ontology annotation, cellular component: lytic vacuole; endosome. Gene Ontology annotation, molecular function: SNARE binding. The coding region runs from base 218 to 1024 and encodes 268 amino acids. NCBI's taxonomy places the organism in Eukaryota, Viridiplantae, Streptophyta, Magnoliopsida, Apiales, Apiaceae. The transcript is spliced from 9 exons.